AUCUGUAAGAGUCUAGAGAGGGGUGGGCUUCUCUGGUGGCUUUACUGGGUGUUUGGCAAUUGCUUUUUUCCCCCCUCUUUUCCUGAGAUUGUAGCUCAUUGAAAUGAACUAGAGCAUUGUAUGUGUUUGCGAGGAAAAAGCGGGCAGACCUGACACAGGAACUGUUUUUGAUCUGUCAGUGGCGUAAUGUAGAUUUAAGCUAUCAGUAGUAACGACAGCAAAUAAAGAAGGCCUCUUUUGUAUAAAAAAAAAAAAUCUGCAAGAUCUUGAGAAGAAUAAAGACAGGGUUCCUGCUUUCAUGGUUUGAUAAUAACCAUGUCAUCUUGCUUUUAGUAAAUGCCCCAGUAUGUGUCAGGGCGCAAGUUCUUGAAAAGGGAGUUUGACCACACGUUUGGGUGCCUCUCUGUGCCGUGCUGUGUAGAGCAGAUGUUUAUUCUGUGCUAAAGGGGAAACUCUUUCUGCUAAGCUUGUACAAACAUGAAAGGAGUCAGGGCUCAGAUGAUCUUUGUAGUUUUAUAUGCAUGUUCAUGAUCUCUUAAAAAAUUGGUUGAAGGUCUUUUUCAAACCUCUGUGAAUAUAUAUGUAUGCCCAUGCCCAUGCAUACAUAUGUAAAUGUAUAUUCAUAUGUACAUGUAAUUUCCCACAGUAUAUAUUUGUAAAUUGAUUAGUAAUUUUUAGAGGCUGUGUUAAAUUUCUUCAAAUAAGUGCAGUAGUUUAAUACUCGUGUCAGUUAGAGAGGUGGCUUGCCUGCGCUGUAAAUUACCAUUUCCGCACUUUUCAUUCUGUCUGCUUUAAAAAAGCUUCCCAGAGACCGGGAUCCUAUUGGGCCCAUCCUAGGGCUACAGUAAUUGCCUGAUGACAACUGAAAAUGAUAGAAUAAUUGUCAAGAGAGACAUUUUUAAUGGGCAAGGUGAUUUAAGUAUGCAUGAACAAGCUAUGAGGGGAGACGGGCUUGUUUAUGAUGCAAGCCAGUAUAAACACAGUCAGAGGAUGACACGGUUAGCUGCACUUUUCCCACUGACAUGAGCAAGUUCUCACUGCAAACACCAACAGCUUUUUCCUCCGACCAGUUUGACACUCUUCAUCUUCAGGUAUUAAGUCAUGAUGCAGGAAUCUGCGACAGAGACAAUAAGCAACAGUUCAAUGAAUCAAAAUGGAAUGAGCACUCUAAGCAGCCAAUUAGAUGCUGGCAGCAGAGAUGGGAGAUCAAGUGGUGACACCAGCUCAGAAGUAAGCACAGUGGAGCUGCUGCAUCUUCAACAACAGCAGGCUCUCCAGGCAGCAAGACAACUUUUGUUACAGCAACAAACAAGUGGACUGAAGUCUCCUAAGAGCAGUGAUAAACAGAGGCCACUGCAGGUGCCUGUGUCGGUGGCCAUGAUGACCCCCCAGGUGAUCACCCCUCAGCAGAUGCAGCAGAUCCUUCAGCAGCAGGUCCUGUCCCCUCAGCAGCUGCAGGCCCUCCUCCAGCAGCAGCAGGCAGUGAUGCUGCAGCAGCAACAACUACAAGAGUUUUACAAGAAACAGCAAGAGCAGUUACAUCUUCAGCUUUUGCAGCAGCAGCAGCAGCAACAGCAGCAGCAGCAACAGCAGCAGCAACAGCAGCAGCAGCAGCAGCAGCAACAGCAGCAACAGCAGCAGCAGCAACAACAGCAGCAGCAGCAGCAGCAGCAACAGCAGCAUCCUGGAAAGCAAGCAAAAGAGCAACAGCAGCAGCAACAGCAGCAGCAGCAGCAACAGCAGCAGCAGCAGUUGGCCGCGCAGCAGCUUGUCUUCCAGCAGCAGCUUCUCCAAAUGCAGCAACUGCAGCAGCAGCAACAUCUGCUCAGCCUUCAGCGCCAGGGCCUCAUCUCCAUCCCACCCGGCCAAGCGGCCCUCCCUGUCCAGUCACUGCCGCAAGCUGGCUUAAGUCCUGCUGAGAUUCAGCAGCUAUGGAAAGAAGUGACUGGAGUCCACAGUAUGGAAGACAACGGCAUUAAACAUGGAGGGCUAGACCUCACAACUAACAAUUCCUCCUCGACUACCUCCUCCACCACUUCCAAAGCAUCACCACCAAUAACACAUCAUUCCAUAGUGAAUGGACAGGCGUCAGUGCUGAAUGCCAGGCGAGACAGCUCAUCCCAUGAGGAGACUGGGGCCUCCCACACUCUCUAUGGCCAUGGAGUUUGCAAGUGGCCAGGCUGUGAAAGCAUAUGUGAAGAUUUUGGACAGUUUUUGAAGCACCUUAACAGUGAGCAUGCAUUGGAUGACCGAAGCACUGCCCAAUGUCGAGUGCAAAUGCAGGUGGUACAGCAGUUAGAAAUACAGCUUUCUAAAGAACGCGAACGUCUUCAAGCAAUGAUGACCCACUUGCACAUGCGACCCUCAGAGCCCAAACCAUCUCCCAAACCUCUAAAUCUGGUGUCUAGUGUCACCAUGUCGAAGAACAUGUUGGAGACAUCCCCACAGAGCUUACCUCAAACCCCUACCACACCAACGGCCCCCGUCACCCCGAUUACCCAGGGACCCUCAGUAAUCACCCCAGCCAGUGUGCCCAAUGUGGGAGCCAUACGAAGGCGACAUUCAGACAAAUACAACAUCCCCAUGUCAUCAGAGAUUGCCCCAAACUACGAAUUUUAUAAAAAUGCAGAUGUCAGACCUCCGUUUACUUAUGCAACUCUCAUAAGGCAGGCUAUCAUGGAAUCAUCUGACAGGCAGUUAACACUUAAUGAAAUUUACAGCUGGUUUACACGGACAUUUGCUUACUUCCGGCGGAAUGCUGCAACUUGGAAGAAUGCAGUACGUCAUAAUCUUAGCCUGCACAAAUGUUUUGUUCGAGUAGAAAAUGUUAAAGGAGCAGUGUGGACUGUGGAUGAAGUAGAAUACCAGAAGCGAAGGUCACAAAAGAUAACAGGAAGUCCAACUUUAGUAAAAAAUAUACCUACAAGUUUGGGCUAUGGAGCAGCUCUUAAUGCCAGUCUGCAGGCUGCCUUGGCAGAGAGCAGUUUGCCUUUGCUAAGUAACCCUGGACUAAUCAACAACGCCUCCAGUGGCCUCCUGCAGGCUGUCCAUGAAGACCUCAAUGGUUCCCUGGACCACAUCGACAGCAACGGGAACAGCAGUCCGGGCUGCUCACCUCAGCCACACAUACAUUCAAUCCACGUCAAGGAAGAGCCCGUGAUUGCCGAGGAUGAAGACUGUCCAAUGUCUUUAGUGACAACCGCCAAUCACAGUCCGGAGUUAGAAGAUGACAGAGAGAUUGAAGAAGAGCCUUUAUCUGAAGAGCUGGAAUGAGAAUGCACUUGUGACACCUCAAUGUGAAGGGACAUGUCACUGACCUUCAUAACCACUCCACAACCAUGAAUAUUUGACAAAUUUUUACUGUGACUAUUUAUUGAGCAUGGAUAAAGGAGACAGCCCUAAAGGAACUUUCUAAGACAGCCCUUUGGGAUUCAGAACCAACAGGCAAAUUGCUUGUUUUCUUCUCUCUCUGUCUUUAUUUUACUUUUUUUGCUUUAUUUUACUUUCCUUUUCUUUCUUUCUUUCUUUCUUUUUUU
Molecule: messenger RNA, 3536 nt
Organism: Acomys russatus (golden spiny mouse)
Lineage: Eukaryota; Metazoa; Chordata; Mammalia; Rodentia; Muridae
Gene: Foxp2
Product: forkhead box P2
Exons: 17
Coding region: 1102-3273 (723 amino acids)
Biological process (GO): regulation of transcription by RNA polymerase II
Cellular component (GO): nucleus
Molecular function (GO): DNA-binding transcription repressor activity, RNA polymerase II-specific; RNA polymerase II cis-regulatory region sequence-specific DNA binding
Source: RefSeq, a predicted model, not a curated record